Molecule: messenger RNA, 5263 nt
Organism: Tachysurus vachellii
Lineage: Eukaryota; Metazoa; Chordata; Actinopteri; Siluriformes; Bagridae
Product: GRIP and coiled-coil domain-containing protein 2
Exons: 23
Coding region: 148-4977 (1609 amino acids)
Biological process (GO): late endosome to Golgi transport; regulation of DNA-templated transcription
Cellular component (GO): Golgi apparatus
Source: RefSeq, a predicted model, not a curated record
CCAUACAGUAUGUGCCUCUCCACCAAAAGCUUGCGCAUUGAUUGACGAAAGCGGAAAUAAAGCCGCUCUUCUGGCUGUAUGGCGUUAGGUAAAGCUUAGUGUUUAACACAAUUCAGUUGUGUUUAUUUUAACGCGUUUAGUGUCGACAUGGAGAAGGACCCGGAUGCAGAGUGUGGCAGCUCCUCUUCCUGUGUGGCCAAUGGGAAGUCUAAGCUUGACACAUUGUCCAAAGAUGAUCUCAUUAAAUUUGCAAAAAAGCAGAUGGCUGCAAUGCAGAAGUUAAAGUUAAAGUGUACAGAUUUAGAAGAGAAAGUUGAAGCAAUGAAGACUAUUAAAGGUGAUACUUCCAAUGAUUCUGUAAUACAGGAGCUGACUGAGAGAAUGGAUGCUGUAUUGCUUGAGAAAGCAGAGACUCAACAGAUGCUUGUGUUAAUGCGCAAAGAAAAUGAAAAGCUGAGAAACCAAAGUGAAGAGUCAAUAGCGACAUUGGCUGCUCUCCAGAAGAAACUAGAUCAUUCUGAAAAAGACAACACUGAAAAGAUAAAGCUUAUGGAAGAACAGAUUGAAAACACAGAAACAAAGUACAGAGAUGAAUUGGAGUUUUUUAAAAAAAUGUCAAAUGAAAAUGAAGAAAUCCAGAGAUGUAGACUUCAGGAAGACUUCAAUUCUCAAAUUCAAGCAAUUCGUCAAGAAUAUGAGAGCAAAAUAUCUGAUUUGGAGCAGAGUUUGGAAUUGUCUGAAAAAGAAUGGAUAACAGACAAGGAAGCUCUUAAAGAAACUCACCAGAAAACUCUCCUAAAAACCCAAGAAGAUUUUGACAGUUUUAAGGAGAUGAUUUCAAGGCUGAACAAACAGCAUGAAGAUGAGGUCAGAUAUUUGGAAGAACAGCUUGAAAUCAAUGCUGCAGAUUUUGAUAUGGAGAGGGAGAGGCUGUUGCUGGUCCAGGAAGAGCUAUCAGAACAAAUAGCACUUAAAGAAAGCUAUCUCCAGGAUGUUCAAGAGGAAGAAGAAGACCUCCACAGAAGGACCCAAAAGCCAUCAGAAUUGCUUAAGACAUUGGAUUCCUCAAGUUUAGAAGGCCCAGAGAAUGAAAUGGACAAAUUGAGAUUAAAUCUACUGGAUUUACAGUCAGAAAACACAAUGAUUAAAGAGGAACUCACAUUCCUCACCAAUGUAAAGACUGAGCUUGAGGGUGAUCUGAAACAUUUAAAGGAGGAGUUCAGCAUGGAAAGGGAAGAACUGGAGUUCAAAAUUAAUGAAUUGCAAAUGACUAAAGAAGAAGGUGAGAUUUGCCCUGAAAAAGAGGUUAAUUACCUAAGUGCAGCAAAAACUAUAUGUUUUGAAGAACAUGAUCGGAUUCUUCAUGAAAUAAAUGUGUUGCACAAAGCUGAAAUGGAAAAACUAGAGGCUUGUCUCAUUUCCAAUAAUGAACGUGAAAAAGAAGUGAUGGUUCAAGCAGCACAAGAUCUGCAAAACACAUGCAAGAAGCUUUCUGAGGAGAACAAGGCUAUUACCACUGAAUAUGAACACACAAAAGAAAUUCUGAGAGACUUUGAGAUGGACCUUGGAGAUAGAACAUCUGACUUUGUGAAGAAAUACAAUGCCAUGAAGGAACAGGCAGCAGUUUCAAUUCAGGAGCUGGAGGAAAAGCUCAGAGAGAAGAAUAGUGUAAUAGAGAAAUUAGAGCAAAAGUAUUUAGAGCAAACUCAGGAUAAAUCCUGCAAUACUUCAGCCAAGGUCUUUCCUGUGUCAAUGGAGGAAAUGGCUCAAAUGCAAAAAGAUCACCAGUCUGCAUUUAAAGAAUGUGAUGCUCCCGAAACGAAUCUGGAGACUAAUGAAGAAAAACUUUUCGAGGCAAGGAAGCAACUCUGUUAUAUACUUGCUCAAUACUACUCUGUGAAAAUAGAUGAAGACGAAGACAUCUCCGGAUUGCUGAACCAUCUUCUAUGCAGAGUUGAAGAAGAUAAAUCAAUUUGUAUUUUGUUAAAUGAGGAAAAGGCUAAACUACAAGAAGACCUGCAAGCUGUGUCUGAUGAGAGGAAUGAUCUAAAAACGUUUAUUGAAACUAAGGAAAGAAAACAGUUUGAUACACAAAAGCAAGUUUGUGAAAUACUGGAGCAGCACUACUUUGUGAAAAUAGCUGGGGAGGAAGACCUAUCUGUGUUGCUGAACCAUCUUCUGUCUAUCAUUCAGGAAGAAAAAAUGAGUUGCAAUGUGUUAAAGGAGGAAAAAAAUAAACACCAAAAUGAUCUGGUGACCGUGGUUCAAGAAAGGGAUGAUCUGAAGAGACGUAUUGAAACCCAUGAAAGUAAACUUUCUGAUGCACAGAAGAAUAUCUGUGAAAUGUUGGGGCAAAACUUCUCUGUCAACAUAGAUAAAGAAGAGGACAUAUCUGUACUGCUGAAGCAUCUCCUGUCAAGAGUUCAAGAAGAAAAACUGAUAUUAACAGAGCAGUUGGGGGAAAAAGAGAUGCAGCUUUUACAGCAAAAGCAGCAGGCUGACCUAAAUGAUGACAGGUACCUACAGACUUCCAGUCCAAAUAGAGCUCUAGCAGAUACAGAGAAUUUGCAAGGGGUCCAAAAUCAGCAAGGCGAAAUAACAGGGAACGUGGUGAGCCAAGAGCAUGAAGAACCUGCAGGUGAAAACGGUGCUCAAGAAACAGAUGACAUGAAAGGGCUCCAACAGAAGCUAAGUGAAAAAGAGAGCAUAAUAGCCCAUCUCAAGGAAGAAAUCUCCCAUUUACUGGAAUCCAAGCUAUCUACACUGAAUGAAAAGAUGAAGCAAAUAGAUUGUUUAGAAAAAGAAAGCAAAGAAAAAGAAGAACGUUUGAAUAAAUUCAAAGCUGUAGCUGUGAAAGCAAGGAAGGAACUGGACAAAAGCAAAAAAGAGACAUCCAGACUAACAGAAGAAUUGGAGGCUUUGAGAGCUGAAAGAGAUAAAAUGUCAGACUCCAUGAAGGCCAUCAUCCAUGGUGCAGAGGCCUAUAAGAAUCUUAUGAUUGAGUAUGACAAGCAAAAUGAGCUGUUGGAUAAAGAAAAAGAGAAACUGGUGGCAUCAGAAAAACUAGUUGGUGACUUGACCAAACGUCUGCAUGAAGUUGGUGAACAGCAUAAGCAACUUUCUUCUGAGAGAGAUGACAUGAUGGCCCAUACUGAGACUCUCCAAAGUAAUGUUAGACAGUUGGAGUCACAGGCUCUUGAGAUGCACAAACUCAAAUCUUUAAUGGAGAGAGACCUGGAGGCAGAAAGGCUUUUGAAAGAGCAAAUAACAAAGGAGCAUGCUUGUGCUGUGAAGGAAGUUGAGGAGCUCCAUAUUUUGCUACAGAAACAGAAACAACAGUUGCAGCAGUCAGAGCAAGAGCUGGAGCAGCUUAGGAAGGAUGCCCAGCAGAGCACCUUGUUGGACAUGGAGAUGGCAGAUUAUGAGCGGCUGGUCAAAAAUCUGAACCUGCAGCUUUCUGACAAGGACAGACUGCUAAAAGAGCUGGAAAGACAAACUCAGGCUCAGCGAGAGAGGGAGGAGAAUCUAAACCAGGAAAUAGAAUCAUUAAAGUCACUUGUGGACAUCGGAGAGGAAAAGACUGCAAAGGUUAAACAGCUGCUGGUGAAAACUAAGAAGGAUUUGGCAGAAGCCAAAAAGGCAGAAGCAUCUCAGAUGACUCUGCAGUCUUCUAUGAAAGGGGAAUUAGAGGAAAUUCAACAACAGCUGGAAAUUUACAAGAUUCAAUGUAGUGAACUGACUGCAGACCGGCACAGGCUUCAAGAGCAGCUAAAGUCAGUGAGCGAUCAAUAUCAGAAGUCGGUCACUUCCUACCAGUCCCAAGUAACCGCUUUACAGAAUGAUUUGAGCUCCACAAAGGCUGAAUUUGAGUCCACAAAGUCAGAGUUUGAGAGUUACAAGGUGCGAGUUCAUAAUGUGCUUAAGCAGCAGAAAAGUAAGAGCACUACUCAAGGCGAUAAUGAUUGUUCCAAACAGGACAGGGAGACAAUGGAGACCAUGGUGGACCAGUUAAGGUCCAAACUGCAAGAAAGUCAACUAAAUGCAAAGAGCUGCAAUGUCGAGCUGCAGCAGCUUCAGACGGAAUAUGACACACUUUUGGAGCGUCACAACAAAAUGUUGCAGCAGACUAUUACUAAAGAGGCUGAACUGAGAGAGAGGUUACUGUCACUGCAUUCAGAGAAUGUAGCGCUAAAGUCAGAGCACAGCCAAUCAGUGGCUCAGCUAACGGCACAAGCAGAAACAUUACGCAGUAGCUUCCGUGAGCAGCUGCACCACUUUCAGGAUGAACAUCGCAGCACAGUAGAGACCCUGCAGCACCAGAUUAACAGCCUGGAGACCCAGCUGUUCCAGCUGCAAAAAGAGACUGCAACCUCAGUUUCUCAGCAGCAGAGCAAGAAGCUACAGUCAGAGAAGAAACUUACAGAUCUUCCUUUGUUUGAGAUAAACAUGGCACGAGAGGAAGGUGAGGGAAUGGAGACAACAGAAACCGAGUCUAUCUCCACAGCAGGGACUCCUCCACCCAGUCUUGAGCAGCUCCUCACUUCACCUGACCCCAAACACGAACCGUUUGUGUGGCAGGUAGAGCCCACAAAGGAGGAGCUAACUAACCAACUGAAUACAGCUACACGCAGCAUGGAGCACAUGAACAGCCUGCUACAUGAGAGUGAAGCCACCAACGCCAUCCUCAUGGAGCAGAUCAAUCUCCUGAAGAGUGAGAUGCGUCGUCUGGAGCGAAAUCAGGAGCGAGAGAAAUCAGUUGCAAACCUGGAGUAUCUGAAAAAUGUGUUGCUGCAGUUUAUUUUUCUUCAUCCUGGCAGUGAGAAGCAGUCGCUGCUGCCUGUCAUACACACAAUGCUGCAACUCAGCCCAGAAGAGAAGAGUAAACUUUCUGCAAUUGCACAUGGUGAAGAAGAGGCUGCAGCGUCUAGAGGAUCCGGUUGGACUUCAUAUCUCCACAGUUGGUCUGGGAUCAGAUAAGAACUAAAAGCAUCACGUAUCCACAGAAUCCAUGAAUGUCUGUAAAGUGAAUGUCUUUUAAAGAUUUUAAAAUAAAUCUUUAAGAUUUUUUUUCUUGUGACAAUUGAGAGUAUGCAAUUGACUUGUGUAGCAAACUGAAAACUCACAUUUUUUGCACAUAUCUGUUAAUCAGCUUUCCCUGAUAUAUGUGAAGAUAACCCAAGUGAUUAAUAUGUAAUAUCCCUAAAGCCACAAUAGUUCAAAUAAAAAAUGUCAAGAGAUUAAAGAAUUAUGCUGAAAUGUUGAA